AUGAAACUCAGCAACAUUAUCGGUGUGCUAGGCGUGGCUGCUUUGGCAUUCUCGAGCAACACUGUGGAUGCGUCGACGGCAGCUGCGCAGACGUUGGGACAUCUGCGUCAUCGAUACCACCGACAUGAUCACAGUCACAGAUAUGGUCGGCGAUCCGUCUACGAUGACGAUGACGACAGUAAGUGA
This is a messenger RNA of Peronospora matthiolae, 186 nucleotides long. NCBI's taxonomy places the organism in Eukaryota, Oomycota, Peronosporomycetes, Peronosporales, Peronosporaceae. The record is from the annotation of a GenBank genome assembly.